GCUGUUUCUGGUCACAUGACCCGGAAAAUGUGGGGCUUAAUUCCUGUGUUGGACUGCUCCCAGCUGCUCAGCCUCUGCCCUGCGCAGUGUAAACCCUCCGUCCGCCUCAUCACGACCCUCGCACCGCUGCUAGACUCUCCUCAUCACACCAUGUCCGACCAAGCUUUUGUGACGCUGGCCACAAACGACAGCUACGCCAAGGGAGCGAUGGUUCUCGGCCAGUCGUUACGAAACCACAACACCACCAGGAAACUGGUCGCACUCAUAGGACCUCAUGUUGCAGAACCUUGCAGAGAUGCACUACGCUCCAUUUUUGACGAGGUGCGAGUGGUGGACAUCAUGGACUCGGGCGAUGCGGCUCAUCUGUCCCUGAUGAAGCGUCCGGACUUGGGGGUAACGUUCACCAAACUUCACUGCUGGACUCUCACACACUACAGCAAGUGUGUGUUCCUGGACGCCGACACACUGGUGCUGUCAAAUAUAGAUGAGCUCUUUGAGAGAGAGGAACUAUCUGCAGCGCCGGAUCCCGGUUGGCCAGACUGUUUCAACUCAGGGGUGUUUGUCUUCAGACCGUCCAAUGAGACGCACGAGAAGCUGCUCACGUUCUGCGGCGAAAACGGCAGCUUCGACGGUGGAGAUCAGGGGGUUCUCAACAGUUUCUUUAACACCUGGGCGACGGCGGAUAUUUCCAAACACCUUCCCUUCAUCUACAACCUCAGCAGUAUCGCCAUCUACUCCUACCUGCCAGCGUUCAAACAGUACGGCCACGACGCCAAGGUGGUGCACUUCCUGGGAAAGGUGAAGCCAUGGAGCUACUCCUACGACGAUCAGAGGGACGAAGUCAAAGGUCACUCCCUGUCCCCUGACCAGUGCCAUCUGCACCCGGACUACCUGCUCCUGUGGUGGCAGCUAUACGCCAAGUCGGUGAUGCCUUUACUGCAGCAGGCCUACGGGGACACUCCAUUCCACAGCGGCUUCGUGGAGGCGGGCACGGACGGUAAGCUUUAUGAGGAUGUGAGAGAGCACGCGCCGCCCUUCACUGCUCCUCGCCAGAAGGUUUCAUCACAGGAGAGGAAGCAGCGCUGGGAAGCGGGCCAGAUCGACUACCUGGGCGAAGACUCCUUCGCCAACAUCGAGCGAAAGCUUGACUCCUUCUUAAAGUAGCAGGCGGGCGAGGGAGGGAGGGAGCGCGACGGACAGAGAGAGCACCAGUUGAAGCUCUGUGGGGGUGGGGAUUUGAAGCACUGCUCAGCCAAUCACAGGGGCUUGAUUAGCAGGUGAAUGCAGCAUUCAGCCUCACUCUUUGCAUCCUGUCAGCGUGUGAAUGAAUGACAGAGAGUUGAAGUUUGACACAAAUCCCAUGCAGUCUUGCCACGCAUCUUUCCCCUUCAAAGGAAAAGUUUGACAUUUUGGGAAAUGCACUCAUUCGCUUUCUUGCCGAGAGUUAGACGAGAAGAUUGAUACCACACAUGGCUGGGCGGUAAAUGUGAAGCUACUGCUAGCAGCUUGCUAACGUAGCUUAGCAUUAAGACCGGAAACAGCUAGCCCCGUCUGUGACCUCAGCACUGUGUACGUUACUCCCUGAUUUGGUCACGUAGCGUUCUGUACAGAAACCUUAAAUAAUAAUUAGUGCCGUCAAUCGAUUAAAAUAUUUAAUCGUGAUUAAUCGCAUGAUUGCUAAUAGUUAAUUGCGAUUAGCACAUUUUUUUUUAUCUGUUCAGAAAUGUACUUUAAAAGGGAAAUUUUAGUAUACAUAUAUAUAUUUUAGGAGUAUUUAAUAUUCAAAUAUGCUUGCUUUAUGCAAAUGUAUGUGUAUAUUUAUUAUUGGAAAUUAUUUAACAAUGUGUUAACAGUGUAAUCAAUUUGCCAAAAAAGGGACAAAAGGGACAAAAUGCACUAUAAACAAAGUUAAAGAUGAAUUUCACUGAUAGCUUUUUUUUUUUAAUAUAUGUUAUAUACAUAGAUAUUGUAAUAAUAUCAUUAUCGUGAAUUAUUUUGGCCACGAUAAUGUUGUGAUUUUGUGAUAUUGCGACAGCCAGGCCAGCUGUUUCCAAUCUUAGCGCUAGACGUUAGCUUCAUUGCACAGACAAGAGUGGUACACCGUUAAUCUUCUCAUCCAACUCUCGGGAAAAAAAAAGCGAAUAAGCGUAAUUUCCAAAAUGGUGAGACGAUUCCUUCCUGUGUUCUUGUGUGCAUCUGAUGGAGAUGGAUUCACAGUCCUGAGUCUUCCUAACCUGUGGAAACUUUCAGCAACAACAGAAACUGAGAAAAAAUGACAAAUGUGCAAAGCCUACUGCUUAAAGGGAAAUCAAUACGUUUAAAAGUUGUUUCUGGAUUUUACCACAACUCCUAUCCUGCAAUAAGUCUCUCUAUAUUUAAACCACUUCAAAGCAGAUAUGCAGCAACUGGCUCACUUCCCUCUUGCUCUCCUGUUCAGCCAGUUCUGACAAUCUCGCUUUAAAUCAGACGGUGUUCACCUCACCAGAGUACAUGGGUUAACUUUCCUAUCUGUGCCUCUGACACUCACCAGCUCCCAGUGACUUCAGCUUUGUAACGUCUGGUGUUGUAUUAGGACAAAGGCCUGUCAUGUUGUAUUUGCAUGGCAGAGUUAAAAAAAAAAAAAGUGGGUCAGUAAUGAAGUACUUCCACCCACAUCCU
Molecule: messenger RNA, 2658 nt
Organism: Sebastes umbrosus (honeycomb rockfish)
Lineage: Eukaryota; Metazoa; Chordata; Actinopteri; Perciformes; Sebastidae
Product: glycogenin-1-like
Exons: 7
Coding region: 16-1164 (382 amino acids)
Cellular component (GO): cytoplasm
Molecular function (GO): glycosyltransferase activity
Source: RefSeq, a predicted model, not a curated record